This is a messenger RNA of Hydatigera taeniaeformis, 1503 nucleotides long. The record is from the annotation of a GenBank genome assembly. NCBI's taxonomy places the organism in Eukaryota, Metazoa, Platyhelminthes, Cestoda, Cyclophyllidea, Taeniidae.
AUGUCGCAAGGACUAACGGAGGUGCUGACCAACGGAUUCAAUCUUAACGAAUUUCCCUUUGGUCUACUGAACGGAAAGCCAUUCAAAAAGACUGGGAGUUCUCCCGUUUUAUCUCCAGAGAUUCGUCGUUCUGCUCCUUCAACUCCCACUCCGACUAGCUCUACGGGAUACAUGCAGUUCCCCUUUGUCGAAAAGUCACUUCAACCUUCCAUCAACGGUACAACAAAUAGUGUGAAGGAGAAACUCCUAGCUGCAUUAAGAGAAAUAAUCCCGCACAAAUCGACUCUUAAUUUACGUAUGCUCGUCACCUACACAGUGGAUAAUGCCAAGUCCGAUGUGAUUGUGAUUGACGAGACUCUUAAGCGCAAAGAAUGUGAGUCUUCAGCACCGACAGGGAAUAUUCUCGAUCUCUCCCAGAAGUCAGAAGACUCUACGAAGCCUUGCCACACAGACGAUAGUGCGGGAUGCAUGUUGCAAAAGUCUGUGGCACCAAUUAUAGGCCUCGUUCCUAACAUGACUGCUCCUCUUGGCAUCAUUCAACCUACGGACUCCUCAGCUCCAGCGGCGUUAAAUACCGAAGCCGCCCUUUUGAUGUUACAGACUUUGCUCAACACUAACAGUACAAAUCUCGCUCAAUUGAGCUCGUUUAAUUUCUCUCUCCCCAUGAACAUAACGCCCCUGCAGCAAGGCGAAAUAAAACCGCAGGUUUUCCCCAAUGAAAUCGCUCCAAACGUCACCAUCACCAACUGCGAGACCAUUCUACCAAACAUCCAAUUUGGACCGAAAUUAGAGGUAUCGGUUCCUGCAACAAAUGAAAGCGGGAGUCGAAGUUCCUCUCCCCUCUCUAAUCAUGAAAGAACCUCACCUCUUGGGACUUUCAAACCACUCCAAAAAUCCUCUGCUCAAGCCGUCUCAGGCAGCUUCAGCCGGCGCUACAUGCAUCCGCGACGCUUCAUUUGCAACCAAUGCCGGCAACAGUUCUCCUCUUUGGCUGAACUUAAUCGUCACACACUGGAAUUGCACAACUCUUUCCGAUGCAAUUUUUGCAAGGCAAAAUUCACCCAACGCUCAAACCUUCAGCGUCACUCCUUGAAGCACGUUGGAUUUAAGCCCUUCACCUGCAACAUCUGUCAGAAGGAGUACUAUAGAAAAGACCAUUUGGUUAGGCACAUCGAAGUUACUCAUCCCAAUGUUGAUCCCCGAGUGAACAUCACCACUCGUUUGACCUCCUCCGAAUGUCUUGACUUCCUUGAUAAUCUGCACGUCUAUGGCAAUUCAGAGGGCUCAGUGGAAGAGACAAAUGUGUCGUCGCAAAACGAUGCACUAUCUGCAUCAAAAAUUUCGCCGGUAAAGAUGGAGGAGAGUUCCAUACGGACGGUUGAAGGUCCUCCUGAGGCCUCCAUAACCGCUAUAGGGGAGGGAGAAGAAGAAACUCCUGAAGUUGAGUCGCCUUUAAAAUCUGUAAUUGGGAAAGUUGAGCAAACUCAAUCAAUGGAGACGUAG